CCUCCCAUAUCCCAUCUCACUACUGCUUUAUAAAGGGAAUUCUCCCACAUCGUGUGCCUUGUGUCGUUUAUUUUUUCCUUUCUCAGGAGGGACUGCUGAGGCUGGCAGCAUUGCUUAAGUUGCUUAGCAAUCAUCUACAGUAUAAUGGCUCUGGCUCCUCUAAUCCUCUUGGCUGGACUUGCGCUCCUCGGCCAUGCUCAUAAAGACUGCCUUCAAGCUAAAAAUGUUGCCCUGCGAGGUAGGGCAACCCUAUCCCAACUGCACCCAGGGGUAUUGGGAGCCAUGUCUACAGCAGUCAAUGCCAUUGAUGGAAACCGUGACUCUAACUAUCAUCACGGCUCCUGUGCUUGCACAAAUGUUCACAACACUCCCUGGUGGCGUGUAGACCUGUUAGCAAAUCAUAAAAUCAACAUGGUGGUUAUCACCAACCGAGGUGACUGCUGUCCUGAACAGAUCAAUGAAGCGGAGAUCCGCAUUGGUAACUCCCUGGAGAAUGAAGGCAACAACAACCCCAGAUGUGCAACUAUCACUUCCAUUCCAUUGGGGGUUUCAACAAGCUAUAAUUGCCAAGGGAUGGAAGGGCGCUAUGUCAACGUGGUCAUUCCUGGAAAAACCCAGCACUUAACGCUCUGUGAGGUGGAAGUCUAUGGUGUUCCAAUAGAUCAACAGGACUGUCUUCAGUCACACAUUUCAUCACUCAUAUCUUGCCCAAGAAUAUUGUUUGCAGCUGGCAGGACUGGACAGCACUACUUUAAACUGCCCUUAAAGAUGGCUCUGACUCCAGUGCUUGUAAUGGCUGGACUUCUGCUCUUAUGUGGUGCUGAAGACAACUGCCCAGAAAUUGAAAAUGUGGCUUUGAGAGGCAAGGCCACCCAAUCACAGAUAUUAGGAGGUCAGUGGGGUUAUCUUGGUGAUCCUGGGAAUGCAAUUGACGGAAACCGCAACUCCAACGCCUAUCAAGGCUCCUGCAGCCAUACAGAAUCUCACAACUCCCCCUGGUGGCGGGUAGACCUGCUGGAGAAACACAAAGUCCAUCAGGUGGUCAUCGCCAACCGUGGUGACUGCUGUCCUGAAAGGAUUAACGGAGCCGAGAUUCGCAUUGGUGACUCUUUACAGAAUGAGGGCAACAGCAACCCAAGGUGUGCAACUAUAACGUCUAUUCCCGCUGGCAUUUCAAGCAGCUACAACUGUAAUGGGAUGGAGGGCCGAUAUGUCAAUGUGGUGAUUCCAGAAAAAAAAGAAUACCUAACUUUGUGUGAAGUGGAGGUCUACGCUGUUCCUGUGAAGAACCGCUGCUCAUCAUAUGCUUAAUGAUAGCAAUCAGAGGCCACUGGCAUUAAUAAGAAAAAUUCCAGUUCAUUAUUCCCUCUACUCUAAUCUAAUCAGAUGCAAUGACAGCAGAGAGCCACUAGAGGGAAACUGUACUAAUACACGAUAUUGCUAAGGCACACAACUCAUCCCUAACAGAGGUGAUUACACUGUGUAUGACACAAAUAUCCACUGCUUGUCUCUUUACUUUAAUUCUCUUUUUCCUAUCCUCAUUUUUACUUAAUGAUACCUUGCAUUUGAAAUAAAACAAACAUUUGCAAAUACA
This is a messenger RNA of Erpetoichthys calabaricus (reedfish), 1594 nucleotides long. RefSeq lists its product as uncharacterized. The transcript is spliced from 8 exons. The record is from RefSeq and is a predicted model, not a curated record. NCBI's taxonomy places the organism in Eukaryota, Metazoa, Chordata, Cladistia, Polypteriformes, Polypteridae. Bases 145 to 1311 code for a protein of 388 amino acids.